AUGGAGGCGAGCGCAGGUUUGGUCGCCGGCUCUCACAACCGGAACGAGCUCGUGCUCAUCCGGGGCCACGAAGAGCCGAAGCCGCUAAAGGCACUGAACGGUCAGGUGUGUGAGAUUUGUGGUGAUGAGAUUGGGCUAACAGUGGAUGGGGACCUCUUUGUGGCUUGCAAUGAGUGCGGGUUCCCGGUGUGCCGGCCAUGCUAUGAGUAUGAGAGGAGGGAAGGAACCCAACUCUGCCCACAGUGCAAGACCCGCUACAAACGCCUCAAGGGGAGUCCAAGAGUGGAAGGAGAUGAUGAUGAAGAAGAUGUCGAUGAUAUAGAACAUGAAUUCAACAUUGAUGAUGAACGGAACCAAAAGCAGCAGCAGCCACAGCAGAACAAACACAUCACAGAAGCAAUGCUUUAUGGGAAGAUGAGCUAUGGCAGAGGUCCUGAGGACGGGGAAAGCAGUCCUCCUCAGUUCCCACCCAUCAUAACCAGUGCUCGCUCCCGACCGGUGAGUGGCGAGUUCCCAAUAUCUAAUAGUCAUAACCUUGGAGAAAUCUCAUCAUCUCUCCACAAACGUGUCCAUCCUUAUCCAAUGUCUGAGCCUGGGAGUGCAAGAUGGGAUGAGAACAGAGAUGGAGGGUGGAAAGAAAGAGUGGAAGAGUACAAAUCAAAGCAAAGCCUUCUUGGAGGCGAACCAGAUGAUGACCCUGACAUGUCCAUAAUGGAUGAAGCAAGGCAACCACUAUCAAGAAAAGUGUCGAUAGCCUCGAGCAAGAUCAACCCCUACCGCAUGGUGAUCGUGAUCCGGCUUGUGGUCCUAGGCUUCUUCCUCCGCUACCGAAUCCUCAACCCAGUCCAUGAUGCAAUUGGACUGUGGCUCACCUCAGUUAUAUGUGAGAUAUGGUUUGCCUUCUCAUGGAUCCUUGAUCAAUUCCCAAAAUGGUUCCCAAUUGAUCGUGAAACUUAUCUCGAUCGCCUCUCGCUCAGAUAUGAGAGGGAAGGUGAGCCUUCGAUGCUUUCUGCAGUGGACCUCUUCGUCAGUACAGUGGACCCAUUGAAGGAGCCUCCUCUUGUCACCGCCAACACAGUGCUAUCAAUCUUGGCUGUCGAUUACCCGGUGGACAAGGUGUCAUGCUAUGUCUCAGAUGAUGGCGCAUCGAUGCUCACAUUCGAAUCCCUCUCGGAGACUGCUGAAUUUGCUAGAAAAUGGGUGCCUUUCUGCAAGAAGUUCAACAUUGAGCCCAGGGCACCAGAAAUGUACUUCUCUCAAAAGGUUGAUUACCUCAAGGAUAAAGUCCAGCCAACUUUUGUUAAGGAGCGGCGUGCGAUGAAGAGGGAAUAUGAAGAAUUUAAAGUGCGGAUCAACGCACAGGUUGCAAAAGCCAUGAAAGUACCCCCAGAAGGGUGGAUUAUGCAAGAUGGCACCCCAUGGCCUGGUAACAACACCCGUGAUCACCCCGGCAUGAUCCAGGUGUUCUUGGGACACAGCGGAGGUCAUGACACCGAAGGAAAUGAGCUCCCUCGUCUUGUUUAUGUCUCUCGUGAGAAACGGCCGGGCUUUCACCAUCACAAGAAGGCUGGUGCCAUGAAUGCUCUGGUCCGUGUCUCUGCUGUCCUCACAAAUGCACCCUUUAUGCUCAAUUUGGACUGUGAUCACUAUAUAAACAACAGCAAGGCUAUUCGAGAGGCAAUGUGUUUCUUGAUGGAUCCUCAGACUGGGAGAAAAGUGUGCUAUGUCCAGUUCCCUCAGAGGUUCGAUGGCAUUGAUAAGCACGAUCGGUACGCCAACAGGAACACAGUCUUCUUUGAUAUCAACAUGAAGGGCCUAGACGGAAUUCAAGGUCCGGUCUAUGUGGGUACUGGAUGUGUCUUCAGGCGACAAGCUCUUUAUGGUUACAACCCUCCCAAGGAGCCAAAGCGUCCCAAAAUGGUGAGCUGCGACUGCUGCCCAUGCUUUGGACGUCGCAAGAACAACAACAAAUCCAAAGGUGGUUCAAAUGAGCAAGCAGCAGAUGGAGGGUUCGACGACGACGACAAGGAGCUGUUGAUGUCACAGAUGAAUUUCGACAGGAGAUUUGGUCAAUCAGCCGCAUUCGUGACAUCAACUCUAAUGGAGGAAGGUGGAGUUCCUCCCUCAUCAAGCCCUGCAGCGCUGCUCAAAGAAGCCAUUCAUGUCAUCAGCUGCGGCUACGAAGACAAAACUGAAUGGGGAUCAGAGUUGGGAUGGAUCUACGGCUCGAUCACAGAGGAUAUUCUCACCGGCUUCAAGAUGCACUGCCGGGGCUGGCGGUCCAUCUACUGCAUGCCGAAUAGGGCGGCGUUCAAAGGGUCCGCUCCAAUUAACCUCUCCGACCGGCUCAACCAGGUGCUCCGAUGGGCACUUGGCUCGGUUGAGAUCUUCUUCAGUCGCCACAGCCCAGUCUGGUAUGGCUACAAGAAAGGACACCUCAAGUGGCUCGAGCGCUUUGCCUACGUUAACACCACCAUCUACCCCUUCACUGCUCUCCCCCUCCUUGCCUACUGUACCCUUCCUGCUGUCUGCCUCCUUUCUGGAAAAUUCAUCAUGCCAACGAUCAGUACAUUUGCCAGCCUCUUCUUUAUAGCACUAUUCAUCUCAAUCUUUGCGACGGGCAUCCUUGAGCUAAGGUGGAGUGGAGUGAGCAUAGAAGAAUGGUGGAGGAACGAGCAGUUCUGGGUCAUUGGUGGUGUCUCAGCCCACCUUUUUGCUGUCAUUCAGGGCUUGCUUAAGGUUCUGGCUGGCAUAGACACCAACUUCACUGUCACCUCCAAGGCUACUGACGACGAGGAUGAGUUUGGGGAGCUCUACGCCUUCAAAUGGACGACUCUGUUGAUUCCACCUACAACUCUAUUGAUCAUAAACCUUGUCGGGGUUGUCGCCGGGAUAUCCGAUGCCAUAAACAAUGGUUACCAGUCAUGGGGACCUCUCUUUGGGAAGCUGUUCUUUGCCUUCUGGGUGAUUGUCCAUCUCUAUCCAUUCCUUAAGGGUCUAAUGGGCAGGCAGAACAGGACCCCGACCAUUGUAGUUAUCUGGUCCGUGCUCCUGGCUUCCAUUUUCUCGUUGCUGUGGGUGAGGAUUGAUCCGUUUGUGAUGAAAACCAAAGGCCCGGAUGUCACGCAAUGUGGGAUCAAUUGUUGAUCUAUGAAUUCUCUUCCUCCUUGGAAGUGCUUGUGCUUUCUUCUGCGUCAAAAGAGUGAGACAAUGUGAAGUUUUGUAUUAUACAUGAAGUGAGAUUACUUAUUAGUUACAUUAAAAAAAACUAUAUAGAGAUUGCUUAAAGAAAAGUUUUGCUAGAA
Molecule: messenger RNA, 3305 nt
Organism: Elaeis guineensis (African oil palm)
Lineage: Eukaryota; Viridiplantae; Streptophyta; Magnoliopsida; Arecales; Arecaceae
Product: cellulose synthase A catalytic subunit 9 [UDP-forming]
Biological process (GO): cellulose biosynthetic process
Cellular component (GO): membrane
Molecular function (GO): cellulose synthase (UDP-forming) activity
Source: RefSeq, a predicted model, not a curated record